Messenger RNA from Alligator mississippiensis (American alligator), 7009 nucleotides. It is a transcript of the gene LDB3, whose product is annotated as LIM domain binding 3. The transcript is spliced from 13 exons. The record is from RefSeq and is a predicted model, not a curated record. Gene Ontology annotation, cellular component: Z disc; adherens junction; filamentous actin. The coding region runs from base 1353 to 2915 and encodes 520 amino acids. NCBI's taxonomy places the organism in Eukaryota, Metazoa, Chordata, Crocodylia, Alligatoridae. Gene Ontology annotation, molecular function: actin binding; muscle alpha-actinin binding. Gene Ontology annotation, biological process: actin cytoskeleton organization; muscle structure development; heart development.
AAAUUGAUUCGGAGGGUUCCAAUUCAAUUAGGAGAGAUUAAAGGGUCGUCUGAUUUAAUUCUGCCGUAUUGAAUCGGGGACCAAAGCUUCAUACAGCCUUAAUGUGUAAUAUACAAGUGUUUCACAGGUGCCAGAAAUUGAAAUAGGGAUUAAUGGAAUACUUUAGUACAUGCAGUGUAUCCAGGCCCCUUGUAAAACAUUUCACUAUUGUAUUAGCAGAUGCAGAUCCAUUGUCAUGGCUCAUAUUAUGCAAGGCUAAAGCAGGGAUGCCUGUCAAUAGUAGAUAGCUGCUGCCCUGGGCACUAGGAAUUGGCAUUAUUUUUCAGCAUGAUAAAUGUCAUUACUCUUCACAAGUUAUCAGAUAAAUAGGGACCUGCUGAAUUCAGGGUGGCUGCCCCCCAAUUUCAUAUGCCGAGCACAGUGCUAGCCUGGGUACCCACCAUUUUCACAGUGAAGCAUGCUGCCCCCCCUCAUAAACACGCCUCUGAUUGGCCCAGGGGCCCCAGAAUUCCUGCUCCACCCUGGAGAUUGACAGAUGACCAUCUCCAGGCCCUUUGAUCAGUUAGAAGUCUGGGGGGCUGAGGGGGCACCGCACCCCUAUGAAAAUCUCCACUCUCCCUUCCUCUCCCCAUUCUUCAGGAUGCCAGGGCUUUCUGCCCUUUUCUAUUUUUGCAGCAGUCUCUUCCCUGCCCCUCCCUCCACAACUUGUUGCCAAUUUCAUGCCUUUUCACAGUCCCCAUACUUUUCCCUGACUGACCAAAUCCACAGUUUUUGUGAAAAUCAUGAAUUUAGUAGGUCCCUUCAUAUAAAUGCUAUUUUGGCUUUUUCUUGAUUCCUUUUGGUCUGUAAGACUAUGUGGUCUUGGGGUUGUUGUUUUUUUUUAAUUAUUUUCUAUAGGUCUUAUCUGUAUCCUUCCAUAUAGGAAGUUUGAGCCUCAUUUUGAGAGGCAAGUUUUAUAGCAAGUGGCUUCUCUGAUUCCCUGUACUUUACACCAGGGAGCUCACUGAACCAUAUAGCUGUUAAUAUUUAAAAUAGCCAUUUCUCAGUUUUCAUGAAGUUGAGCAUGGUGCUUGCAAUGCUCUGUGGCAUAGCACAUUAAAAAAGUUCCAAUAAAUCAUUCACUUCAAAAAUAGAUCUUGCAUUUAGAGGAGCCAUGGAGCCAAGUUAUUACAUGACUGCACACAUCAUCAUCAGUGUUAUGUGUCUGCUGCUCUGUUAAUUUUUAAUUUUAACUGUACACUAUGCAAAAGCUAUGCUCUUAUGGAAAAAAAAGCUAUUAAAUUACUGUGUCUGCUUCCAGUUUGCAUCAUAAAUCAAAUAAGAGCUUAACUCAAUUGCUGCUAUGUGGUGUCAUGAACAUUUGUUGUACACUUCCUGUUAAAGAUCCUCAUGUAGACAGUGCUUCUCCAGUGUAUCAGGCUGUGCUUAAAACUCAGAACAAGCCUGAAGAAGAGCUUGAAGACUGGAGUCGCCGUUCUGCGAAUCUGCAGUCAAAGUCUUUCCGCAUCCUUGCCCAGAUGACAGGAACGGAGUACAUGCAAGACCCAGAUGAAGAAGCCCUGAGGAAAUCAAGAGGCAAGGAAAAUGUUGCGGCAGCAGCUGAAAACAGUACCCCUGUUGAGCAUGCUCCAGUGCCUACCAGCUCUGCCUCUGCUCCUAUGCCAGCUACUUCAGCCAAUCAGCCUGCUACUGUUGCUCAAAACACAACCAAUCAGAUGACACCACCUUCAGCCAGCCCUACUUCAGUAGCACAAGACUCCUUCUCAUCCUCUUUCCAAAGAGUGUUUGCAGCCCCCACCUCCUUUUCACAGCCUAAACCUUUCACUGGGUCCAAGAACGUGUCACUAGCAGCUUCAACUAUUUUGUGUGCUAUCUCUGCUCAGUCUAGCUUCAACAGGCAUUCUUCUACCUCCAUCAGCUACCAGUCUAAAAAGAGAAGUCCGAGCCAGUCCUAUAUGCCAGCACCAGCUUCCCAUGGUCCAGCUCCUAGCACAAGCUACAGCGAAAGUCCAGUUUCUGCUCCAAAACCAAGAGUUGUCACUACUGCCAGCAUAAAGCCUUCUGUCUACCAUUCAGCCCCUGCCCCGGCACCAGCCCCAGCGCCGACCCUAGCACCAGCACAUUCUUACAUGCCAGGCCAAGCAGAGCCAGCAAGCCGUCCUCCCUGGGUUACAGAUGACUCCUUUUCCCAGAAAUUUGCACCUGGGAAAACCACCACCAGUGUCACCAAACAUAUCCUGCCUCGGGGUGCUCCAGCACCAUCUCCUGCCUCGACUUCAGCCUACCCGACUUCAAUUUCAGCCUCUUCCCAGGCUCCUGCUGUAGCCCGGGGAACUAUUCAAAGGGCUGAGCGUUUUCCAGCCAGCAGCCGAACACCUCUCUGUGGACACUGUAACAGCAUCAUUCGGGGUCCUUUCCUGGUAGCCAUGGGUCGUUCCUGGCACCCAGAAGAGUUCAACUGUGCUUACUGCAAGACUUCAUUGGCAGAUGUGUGCUUUGUGGAGGAGCAGAACAGUGUCUAUUGUGAGCGUUGUUAUGAGCAGUUCUUUGCACCAACCUGUGCCAGAUGCCAUACCAAGAUCAUGGGGGAAGUGAUGCAUGCCCUCAGGCAAACUUGGCACACAACUUGCUUUGUCUGUGCUGCCUGUAAGAAGCCAUUCGGGAAUAGCCUCUUCCAUAUGGAGGAUGGGGAGCCCUACUGUGAGAAAGAUUAUGUUGCUUUAUUCAGCACAAAAUGCCAUGGCUGUGAUUUUCCUGUUGAGGCAGGGGAUAAAUUCAUAGAAGCUCUUGGACACACUUGGCAUGAUACCUGCUUCAUUUGUGCUGUGUGCCAUGUAAAUUUGGAAGGGCAGCCAUUUUACUCCAAGAAGGAUAAGCCAUUAUGCAAGAAGCAUGCUCAUGCCAUCAAUGUCUAAAGGAAGAGCUGGAAGUCAGUGGCAUGGAGAGAAAAGUGGAAAAAUGAGCAGUUACAAAAAAGAUAACAGUGGCUAACAUUUCUCUUUGGGGGGAAAAAAAGCUAGGAAGCUACUGAACAUUUCUGAAGUUUGAUUUUAGUUCAUUUUAUAUGGGCUUUUGCAUGGUCUUUAUAAAAAAAAAACUGAACGAACACCCAAAAGCAAACUAACCAAUCUAUAGAAAGAAGAAUAUUACUUCAAAAGUUAGACAAAAAAUGUGAUUAAAUUUUAACCUUUCAUAUUUAAAAAAAAUAAUAAAACAUCAGGUACUUGUUCUAAUAAAUUACCCAGAACAGCUUUACAGCUGAGACCGUACACUAGUGUUAAUGAUAACUGAAAGUCAUUCUUUGUAACAAAAAAAUUAAGCGCCAAAAUAUUAAACAUAGGAUAAUUUGUAGAAUCUAAAUGAUAGCUUUAAAAGAAAAAUAACUAGAUCAGGAUAUCCUCACUGAAACCUGAGCAACAAACAUUUUAGACUUUGAAGGCCUAAAGACACCUCACAGGCUAUCCCAAAUAAGAGGUUUGCCUUGAAUCCACAUAGAACUGGAAUACUACGGACAUAAUGGGUAAUUCAGACUUUGAGAAUUAUUAGAAAGAGAGACAGAACAAUAAAUUCCUUAACCUAGCCCCAACUAGGAUUGAGAUAAGAAAAUGUUUAGGUUUACAUUUGAUCAGUGUAGAAGUCCUUUCCAAGCACAACAGAACACUUCACUGUUGAAUUAGAGUAUAAAAGGCACCUGGCUUUCUCCUUCUUUUUUUUUGCAUAUGGGAAUUAAGGAAUUGGGGGAGUUUAGAAAGGAUUCAUAUUGUGUUUCUGUUCAAAGUAGAUUCACUUUUCCUCUACCUGUCCUGAAAAUACAUCAUACUGUUAAAGUUAUUUUGAUGCUUAAUUCCCCUGAUUUCAAAUAACUGGGUGCUAGUUACUAGUUACAGCUUCCAUUUAGCAUGGCUAGGAGGAUAGGAGUAGGAUAGCCCAUUCCCUAGUGUUCUCUAGUCAAUCCCAAAUGUUUAGAAAAAAAACAUAUCUUUUUUCCCCAAGGAAGUCAAUGAAUACCUAUUUAAAAAAAAAAUCUUAAAGCAGCACCACAUCACAAGCACAUGCUCUUACUACUGUGAUUAGUUUCUUUAAUAAAAAACAUCCCAAGUGUGGUUGUGUUUGCUGCUGUGAGAAGAUAGAAUCUGACAUUUAGGAUAGUAUUAACAUUUCACCUUUUCUAACACUUUAUAAUACAUUUUCCACAUUAUUCUAGCAAUUAUUUAAAAAAGCUUAUGUAUUGUUGUGAAAAGCAGCUAAUAUUUAUGGUAUUGAUGAUAGCUUUGGAUUCUUAAAUUUAAGUAUCUGCAAUUGUUUUGUAUGAGAGAGAGUAGUUUAUUGAUAUUCAGCAAAGAAAAAUAUUCUGACUUCAACUAUAGAAUGUUCCAUCACUCUUCAAGUUUUACUUGUUUACUUUGAGUGAACAUUAUGAUUGUAUAGUGACUCGCAGUUUUAAGUUAAUGUGUAUGAGGUUCCAGCUACCUGAGGAUAAAGUGUAUGGGCCUACUCUCCCUUCUACUCUGACCCCCACGCAUCUUGGAUUUUUGCAUAAUCUGAAUAUAGAAGUGGAUUGCUUAGUGAUGUUUAACUUUUCCCUCCUAUUUUUCAUGCCAUUUUAGGAUAUUUGCUAUCUUAUUUUAUAAGGUAAAAGGCACAUCCAAAGGGAAAUGGGUGAGAAUAAAAGGAACUUUUGGCUCUACUGUGCUUGCUCAAUCCACACUUAGAUUUUGAAAAACUGACAGUCUAAACAUGCCCAUUUGCAGCUUUGACUCAAGUAGCCUGCACUUAUAUAUUAGAGUAUCCUAGUUCUCAUAUAUCUUAGCAGUGUUACAAAGGUUAAUUUUUUUUACAUGGAUGAAUUCAUCUUAAAACAAUUUCUUGAACAUAUUAGGUACUUUCUCUUUUUCUAUAGAAAAGAAAGUUUUCUGCUUCUGAAUAAAGAGUCAAAUCAUCAGCCUGAUACGGCUCCAUCAAUUACAUUAGCUAAGGAUCCAGGUCAUUGUAUUCUCCAGUGAGUUAUAAGCAGUGCAAGUUAAAAUUAAUUUCCAUUCACAUUCAGUUUCUAUUACUUCCUUCUCUAGAUACCAAAAUAGUAUUUUUUAUAUACUUGUAUUUCUUUCAGAGGACAAUUCUACUGCUGUUCAACAGACAAUAGAGUGUAUCAUUCUCUGUCACUUAGAAACAGAGUCAGUAUUAAUAUAUAUGUUACAGCAUAAACAGGCUGCACUGAAGCACUUCUGCCAAGCAGUUUGUGUGCCCAGUCCACAGAUAGGAGCUAUUCUGUAUCAGUAUUUCUCUACUUUAAUAGCCAUUUACAUGUAGCUGAUUGCAGCCCAUUUAGCCAUUGCGGAGCUAGCUUCAGUCUGGCUAGCAAUGCUGAUCUGGCUACAGCAGUGAAAAAGUCAGUGUCAUGGGCUUCAGCAGGGGCUGUACAAGCCUGCCAGAAAUCCUGGGUACAGUGGGACACUAAACAGCCAUGCCAGACUUGAGUCUGGUACUGUUAUGAAAAUAAACAAUUGAUUUGUAAGAUCCCAGAACAUAACUGAAAUGAGAUUGUAUGUUAAAAUAUUGUAAGAACAUUUAGCAUAUUUUUUAGUUUUUCUCUUGCUCUUAAGUAUAGCAAGAAAUUUCCUAAUAAAAAAGGAGGAAAAACUCUUUAUAGAACUUUAAAAAAGAUGAAAGAAGAGAAAAAAAAGGAAAAGCAUGGCACAAACAAGUGUGGCAGCGUGCAGUUGAUCAGAGUACUAUAGUUUCCUUGGCCAGCUUGCCCAAGCUUAAAUUAAUGCUGAUGUUCCUUCACUUCAGUUUGUUACACGAGCUACUAAGAUUAAAGCCAGUUUGCAUUGGCCCAUAUGUGCUGCAGUUGCCUCUGGCUACAUUGUAGGCAUGUCCAUAUUAGUAGCAUACAAUUAAUUUCCAAUUUUGAUUUGCGUUGCUUCCUAGUAGCCUAAAAAUAGGGAAUAGUUACCCACACUUGAGGUCAAAUACCAUUUUUGCACAAACCUCAGACAAAAAUGGGUACUAUUUUGAAUCUUAUUUGGGUAGAAUACCAUGAAAUCACCAUUAUUGUUCUGCCACAUAGAGCAAAUUCAUAAGAAAAAAUAAGAUACACACGUCAAACUCAGAAUAAGGCCCUUCCUUAAUCUGUCACUAGCACAACUGCUGUAGCAAAAUAUUUUUUAUAGGGUGAAUAAAGUGUGUUAUGUUUCAUGUGUUUUAAUAAUUACCUGGGUGUAAGUCAUACAAAACUUUUUAUUCUAAUUCCAAGAGGAUUUCUGUCUAGAAGAUAAAAAAAACUGUACCACUGAAUGACCAAUGGAUAAAGAUAUAAAGCAUCAAAACCCAUCUUGUUUGCAGUUAAAAAUACAGUGAACUCUCUAUGUAGUUGAAGAUUCAAAAUCAGCAUGAGACUCUAGAAUUUUUUUCUCUCUUUCUUUUUUUAUUUAUUUGCAGCACAAAAUGUAAAUCGAAUGGGUCACCAUUUGUUGAGGUCUUUUGAAACAUUUCAUCUUCUAACUAAAAAAAAUUUUAGUUUGGUAUAUUAGAUUCACACGCACACAAAAAUCUAAUUACCAAAUUGUUUGACUUUGGUCCUUCAUUGGUCAGGAAAUUGAAUGAAAUGAUUUAAGAUUUUUUUUUAUUUGUGUUUAAGAAUGUGAAUAUCCACAGCACUAAAAACACUUAUUAGUGUCUAAUGCUGGGCAGUAUGUUUAGCUGCAAUACUUGUCUCCUGGUAGUAGGCAUUAAUUUGUUUAGUAUUUAUAAAUGAUAAAAUUUGCAGCUGAUUGAUUUAUUGCAUGCAGUGAUCAUCCUGGAAGUCUAGCUUUUAUAGUGUAUUGAAAUAUUAACAUAAUACUACAAGUGCCCUUGCUUUUAGAUUUUUUUAAAAGUUUCUAGUUGUUAUUUCAGAAACAGAAUGUAGUAUGGUUUAUGAGGUGUGAGUGAACAUAUCUUGCAUGAAUUAUCAGCGCCAACAUGAAUAAAAUAUUCUAGCAAUAAAAGGGAUGUGCAAAUACUUAUA